Molecule: messenger RNA, 1675 nt
Organism: Dryobates pubescens (Downy woodpecker)
Lineage: Eukaryota; Metazoa; Chordata; Aves; Piciformes; Picidae
Gene: SLC2A5
Product: solute carrier family 2 member 5
Exons: 12
Coding region: 27-1586 (519 amino acids)
Biological process (GO): monosaccharide transmembrane transport
Cellular component (GO): membrane
Molecular function (GO): hexose transmembrane transporter activity
Source: RefSeq, a predicted model, not a curated record
UUGGCAUCUGUGAAUAGAACUCCAACAUGAAGUUGAAGGGAAAGAAGCAGGAGAGCUCCAACAGCCAUGAAGGCUCAAGGGGGAAAAUGACACUAUUGCUUGCUCUGGUAGCACUGAUAGCUGCCUUUGGAUCUUCUUUCCAGUAUGGCUACAAUGUCUCUGUGAUCAAUUCUCCAGCCCCGUACAUGCAGGACUUUUACAACCAAACCUACAUCAACAGGACUCACAAGCCUAUGGAUGGUGCCUUCAUGACACUACUCUGGUCUCUUACUGUGUCCAUGUACCCUCUGGGAGGCUUUUUUGGGUCCCUCAUAGUGGGGCCUCUAGUCAACAAUUGUGGCCGAAAGGGCACUCUGCUGAUCAAUAACAUCUUCUCCAUUGCUGCUGCAAUCCUUAUGGGAACCUCAGAGCUAGCAAAAACCUUUGAAGUAAUCAUCAUUUCACGUUUUAUCAUGGGAAUAUUUGCUGGUCUGGCUUCCAAUGUGGUACCCAUGUUUCUUGGGGAAAUAGCCCCCAGAAAUCUGAGAGGUGCUAUUGGGGUAGUACCACAACUCUUCAUCUCCGUUGGGAUCCUUGUUGCUCAGAUCCUUGGUCUCAACAGCAUCCUUGGGAAUGCUGAAGGCUGGCCUGUGCUGCUGGGGCUCACUGGGAUCCCAUCACUCAUUCAGCUCCUUGUAUUGCCCUUUUUCCCUGAGAGUCCCAGGUACCUGCUGAUACAGAAGGGCAACGAAGAGCAAGCACGGAAAGCUCUACAGAAGCUGAGAGGCAGGCCUGAUGUGGAUGAGGAGAUAGAAGAAAUGCGCCAAGAAGACCGUUCAGAAAAGGAAGAAGGACAAUUCACUGUCCUCAGCCUGUUCACCUUCAGAGGCUUGCGGUGGCAGCUCAUCUCUAUCAUUGUCAUGAUGAUGGGCCAGCAGCUCUCUGGAGUGAAUGCGGUCUUCUACUACGCAGACAAAAUCUUCCGGUCAGCAGGUGUGAAAGAAGAAAGCGUUCAGUAUGUCACAGUCUCUAUAGGGGCCAUCAAUGUCGUCAUGACUUUGCUUGCUGUUUUCAUUGUGGAAUCCCUGGGGAGGAGAAUCCUUCUCCUUACUGGCUUUGGACUGUGCUGUGUCUCCUGUGCAGUGCUAACUCUGGCCCUCAAUCUCCAGCCCACUGUCUCGUGGAUGUCUUACAUCAGCAUAGUGUCUGUCAUUGUUUACAUCAUCGGGCACGCUAUUGGAGCCAGUCCAAUUCCCUUUGUGUUGAUCACUGAGAUGUUCCUGCAGUCAUCCCGGCCUGCAGCCUUCAUGGUGGGUGGGUCUGUGCAUUGGCUCUGCAACUUCACCGUGGGCCUUGUGUUCCUCUACAUGGAGGCUGGACUAGGGCCCUACUGCUUCCUCAUCUUCUGUGCCAUAUGCCUUGCCAGCAUAGUUUACAUCUUCUUUAUUGUCCCUGAGACAAAGAACAAAACCUUCAUGGAAAUCAACAAGAUCAUGGCCAAGAGGAACAAGGUGGAGAUCCGGGAAGAUAAAGAAGAGCUUAAGGAUUUCCAUACUGUAUCAGGUGGGCAGGCAGAGAAGAAAUCAACAUCCAGCAGUGAGAUGUGACCCAGCCCAUGAUUUAGCCUGGCCCAGACAUUUUUCAGUGGAAGAACAAAUACAUCAAUUCAUCAUUUGAUACUGAUCUUCUUGUAGAC